This is a messenger RNA of Paramormyrops kingsleyae, 5585 nucleotides long. Its product is annotated as phospholipid-transporting ATPase 11C-like. Lineage: Eukaryota; Metazoa; Chordata; Actinopteri; Osteoglossiformes; Mormyridae. The record is from RefSeq and is a predicted model, not a curated record. Gene Ontology annotation, molecular function: ATPase-coupled intramembrane lipid carrier activity; magnesium ion binding; ATP binding. Gene Ontology annotation, biological process: phospholipid translocation. Gene Ontology annotation, cellular component: recycling endosome; endoplasmic reticulum; plasma membrane.
GGGGGGCAGGCAGGCAGGCGGGGGCGGAGUGGGCGGCGGUAGCACCGCCUGGUUGCUCCUGGGAAACACCCUUUAGUUAAUUAUUUGCCUAUCAUGUGUGUUUUUUGAGCUGAGCUGGAGAAGUGCUCUGCCGGAGGGGUCCCUGCAGGGCAUAAAGCGGAGCUUCGGACCCGAAAUGCCCUUACGGAGGGGAGGGACUUUGGUACUGCACUGCACCGCACCGCACCAGGGGUAAUGUGAAGGCUGGGCGACUCUGCGAAAUGCAACCCGAUGUAAUUAAGGAAGGAUCAACGUUUGUCUAAUAAUGUAAAUGCACUGAAAGUUACGAUUGCAACGUAAUCAGCAGCGGCCGGGGUCUGCGCACCGGAGACGGCGUGGACAUCGGCACCAUGAUUCGAAGGGGACUGGACCGCUUGCUUGGGAGAGGUGAGGGGAGAGCAGACAGCCGCACAGUCUAUGUAGGACACGGAGCCUGGAGUCCUGCCCAGCCAUUCACCCCGCCCAGAUACUGUGACAACAGGAUUGUGUCGUCCAAGUACACGUUGUGGAAUUUCCUGCCAAAGAACCUGUUUGAGCAAUUCAGGAGAAUCGCCAACUUCUACUUCCUCAUCAUAUUCCUGGUGCAGGUCAUCGUGGACACGCCCACCAGCCCCGUUACCAGCGGCCUGCCCCUGUUCUUUGUCAUCACAGUGACCGCCAUCAAACAGGGCUUUGAGGACUGGCUGCGUCACAAGGCUGACAACGAGGUGAACAAGUACCCAGUGACAGUGCUGGAUGGUGGUCGAAGCACACGCAAGGAGAGCGAGAAGAUCAGGGUAGGGGACGUGGUGGAGGUGCUGGAGGAUGAGACCUUCCCCUGUGACCUGGUCCUGCUGCAGUCCAGUCGUGAUGACGGCACCUGCUAUGUCACCACAGCCAGCCUGGACGGGGAAUCUAACCACAAGACACAUUACACAGUGCCUGACAUAGAGACAGACCUACUACUGCUCAAUGCCACCUUAGAAUGUGAACAACCUCAGCCAGACCUUUAUAAGUUUGUCGGACGGAUGUACAUCAGGAGAGAAGGCCAGGAACCUGCAGUGCGGUCCCUUGGGCCUGAGAAUUUACUCCUGAAAGGAGCGACGCUGAAGAACACCAGUAAAAUUUCUGGUGUGGCUGUUUACACUGGCAUGGAGACCAAGAUGGCGCUGAACUAUCAGGGGAAGUCCCAAAAGCGCUCUGUGGUGGAGAAGUCCAUCAAUUGCUUCCUCGUGGUGUAUCUGUGCAUCCUGCUGAGCAAAGCCCUGGUCUGCACCACCCUCAAGUAUGUGUGGCAGAGACAGCCAGGGCAGGACGAGCCUUGGUACAACCAGAAGACUCAGAAGGAGAAGGACACUGAUUUGUACCUGAAGAUGUUCACAGACUUCCUCUCCUUCAUGGUGCUCUUCAACUUCAUUAUCCCGGUGUCCAUGUACGUCACUGUGGAGAUGCAGAAGUUCCUGGGCUCUUCAUUCAUCACCUGGGACAGGGAUUUCUAUGACCCACAGAUCCAGGAGGGGGCGCUGGUCAACACGUCGGAUCUCAACGAGGAACUAGGCCAGGUGGAGCAUGUGUUCACUGACAAGACGGGGACCCUCACCCAGAACAACAUGGAAUUCAUAGAGUGCUGCAUUGAUGGCUUCCAGUACAAGUACGGCAACUGUGCCUCUGAGCUGGACGGCUUCUGCGUGGAGGAUGGACCCGUGAACAAGCUGCAGCGCAAGGCGGGGAGGGAGAGAGAGGAGCUCUUCCUGCGAGCCCUGUGCUUGUGCCACACGGUGCAGGUGAAGGAGCCGGGGCCGGGCUUGGGGCCUGUGGACCAGGUGGACGCAGCCAGAGCGGUGGAAGAGCGGGGCUUCAUCGCCUCCUCGCCGGAUGAGGUGGCCCUCGUCAAGGGCGCCAUGAGGUUUGGAUUCAGCUUCCUGGGUUUGGACUGUAUGAAAAUGAAAAUACAGAACAGGAAUAAGGAGAUAGAGGAGUACGACUUACUGCACGUAUUGAACUUUGACCCAGUUCGACGCCGCAUGAGCGUCAUUGUGAAAAGCGAAGCGGGGGAGACGCUCUUGUUCUGUAAGGGGGCGGACGUGUCCAUUUUCCCACGUGUCAGAGAGGAGGAGGUCAUGCGGAUCCGGACCCACGUGGAGCGUAACGCCACGGAGGGGUACCGGACUCUGUGUGUAGCCUACAAGAAGCUGAGUACAGAGGCGUUUGCACAGGCAGAUGCCAGCCUCAGAGAGGCACGGCUGGCACUGCAGGACCGUGAGGAGAAGCUCCUGAACAUCUACGACCAGUUGGAGACGGGCAUGAAUCUAAUCGGAGCCACCGCUGUGGAGGACAGGCUACAGGAGGAGGCGACUGUGACCAUGGAGGCCCUGCAGAAUGCGGGCAUGAAGGUGUGGGUGCUGACGGGGGACAAGAUGGAGACCGCCAAGUCCACCUGCUAUGCCUGCCGGCUCUUCCAGAGGCGCACGGAGCUCUUGGAGUUGACAGUGCGCACCCUGGAGGCCGGAGGCCAGAAAUGUGAAGGGCGGCUCCACGAGCUCCUGCUGGACUACCACAGGAGGGCAGUGCAGGAUGCACCUCCUGCGAAGGGAGGAGUCAGCAGGAGCUGGUCCUCGGCCGUCCAGGACUACGGCUUCAUCAUCGACGGAGCCACGCUCUCCCUGCUGCUGAAGCCCCCGUCUAGCCGCUACACAAGCUUGUUCCUCGAGAUCUGCCAGAACUGCGCGGCCGUGCUGUGCUGCCGCAUGGCACCUCUGCAGAAGGCUCAGAUAGUGAGGCUGGUGAAGAACACGAAAGGGAGCCCUAUCACCCUGUCAGUGGGUGAUGGUGCCAAUGAUGUCAGCAUGAUCCUGGAGGCACACGUGGGCAUUGGUAUAAAGGGCAACGAGGGCCGGCAGGCCGUCCGGAACAGUGACUACGCCGUCCCCAAGCUGAAGCACCUGAGGAAGCUGCUGCUGGGCCACGGGCACCUGUACUACGUCCGCAUCGCCCAGCUGGUGCAGUACUUCUUCUACAAGAACCUCUGUUUCAUCUUGCCCCAGUUCCUCUACCAGUUCUUCUGCGGAUAUUCACAGCAGCCCCUCUACGAUGCCGCUUACCUGAUGAUGUACAACAUCUGCUUCACUUCCAUGCCCAUCCUGGCAUACAGCCUCUUCGAGCAGCACAUCUGUAUUGAAAUCCUGAUGGACAAUGCCAUACUGUACAGGGAGGUGGCCAGGAAUGCAUCCCUGCGCUGGGGGCCCUUCCUGCACUGGACGGCGCUGGGCAUCUACCAAGGCCUACUGUUCUUCUUUGGUGUCCACUGUCUGUUCAGAAACCCUGCCCUGCAGGACAACGGCCAGGUGUAUGGGAACUGGUCCUUUGGCACGAUAGUCUUCACAGUCAUGGUGUUUACAGUUACCCUCAAGUUGGCCCUGGACACGCGUCACUGGACUUGGAUCAACCACCUUGUCAUCUGGGGCUCCCUGGCCUUCUACGUGUUCUUCAGCUUUUUCUGGGGUGGCAUCAUCUGGCCCUUCCUCAAGCAGCAGCGGCUCUACUUCGUCUUUGCCAACCUGCUGAGCUCCGUGUCGGCCUGGCUGGUCAUCAUCCUGCUCAUCCUGCUCAGCCUGCUGCCUGAAGUUCUCUUGGUGGUGCUGCGCAAGCCCAGAGCCUCCCACAUACAACAGAUGAAGAGGCGCCUUCCGUCCUCGGGGAUGUCCACUGUCUUCAUGCUGUCUCAGACCGCCAGCACUCACAGCUUCUCCUGGAGUGACUGAGCUGAAGAUGCGUUCCUCGGCCCGGAAACAUCGAGACUUCCUUAGUAACACUGGUGUCAUAUAAGGACCAGAAUGAGCAUGAGCGUCCCACUGGGGCGGACCUAUGGAGAGCCAGCAAAAGGACCCCACUUCACAUGUGCCAGCUGUCCGUGACACUGCCUGAAUUGAAAUUCUUACAAAUGUAAUGACAUAAAUAAGCAAGAUGUCAUUGCUACUCAAACCCCCAGUGUCCCCCAAGGAUCAGCCCUCUGCAUGUGCUGCCCCGUUCACCACCACCAUCCCAUGAUGCAUUGCCUGCAUGUAUGCAAGGUUAUAUGGUCUUGUCUCCCUGCUAUGAGGGUACUGCUAUGUGAGUUUAUAUGAGCAAAUGAAAGAUGAAGCGCCACAUGGAGAAAGAGCAUUAUGCUGCCUUUUGGCGCCCCCUGCUGGGCUGGAGAAUAGAUGUCCCUCCAUUAUACUGAUUCUCUUUUGCUUUCCCUUGAAGUGUCUGUUUUCUGAGACUUAGGAAAGAUGUAUAUCAAGAAUGUCUUUAUAUGCUGAUUUCCAAAGUGGCAUGAAAAUGUUGCUUUUUGAGUGAAAGUGCAGAUUUGUGUCCAAGGGCAUAAGUUUGGUUUCAACACUGGUUGGGACAAAAUCAGCCCUGAAUCCCUACCAGAGGUGGAUAUUUCAGGUCCAGAAAGUAAAAAUCCUAACCAGGAGUUUAGAUUGAGUAUAAAGUCACAGUCACAGAAAACUCAACUGGUUGGUUGAAACAAAAUCUUUGUCUGGAUUUUUACUUUCUGGACCUGAAAUGUCCGCCUCUGACCCCUACCCCCCUAAACACACAUGGACUCCUGCAGGAUUGGUAGGGACGUGUCCCUACUGUCCUUACCGUAAUCUGCACCCUUGUUUGUCUGUCGUAACCUCCUCUUAAUGGAAGGCUGAGAAUGUUCAGAUAAGUAGCGUGUAAAGGCACAGAAUUGUUUUUGGUUCAGGCCAUAGUAUUUCUCAAUAUGUGUUUUUAAUGACCAGUACUCAAUACAUUCCUGUUUUUGUACAUGGAAGCAUGAGAACAUAGCCUGUGAUUUUGGGGAUUGUUAGCCAAUCACGGGGUGUGAAUUCAGCCUUCUCCCGUUUGACCUAAAUUCCUGCUUAAAACCGUUGAGUCUUUCCAAGGAAAUCUGCUAUUGCAAAAGUUUGCGGGAAGUGAUGCCAAGUGGAUUGAAUCCUGUGUGUGUGUGUGUGUGUGUGUUUGGGGGUGUUGUGUGUGGAUGGUUUAGGUCUGGACAGCAGGGGGCGCCUCUGAAUUAGCUGUACCUCCACACCCUGAAGAUAAUGGUGAGGGAGCCUUUAGCCAACAGCUUGUAAUUGUUUAAAUUUUAAUUGGCUUUUUAAAUGAUUAAUUAGUGGAUGACAUUAAGUGCAGGUUUUUGAUGACCUCCUGGGUUGGUUCUUACAUAGAUACCUCGAAGGCAGUGCUGGACUCAGAAUACAGACUACACUGGGAUCAGGUGGGGCUCUGCAUCUGGGGGCCCUCCAGCUAAUUUGUAUGAUGAAAACACACAUUUUUACAGGGUGCAAUACUUUGUGUAAUUACAGCAUCUACAACUAUGAUGUAUUUUUGAACAGCUUUUUUUCUGACUUUACAUCCCUAUUUAAAUGUUUAAUUCUUAAAGAGGCAUGAUGGACAAUGCCGCCUCCAAUCUGCACUGAGCCUGUGCCGCUGGCCCCGCCCUCUGCUCUGAGCCACUGAUGUGAAUGUACCCUUUAAGGACCACAAGAUGCAAAUUUCAAAGACUGUUUCUAUAAUAAAAAUACCAAAAAUAA